UAUUAGCUUCAGAAUCCUCUGGUUCAUAUUCGAACCUGUUUUGUUCGCUAUAACCGGUGCUCAGGUCAGGAUUACUCAGUUGGAUGGGAAUGUCAUGCUUAUAGGUUCUGGAAUAUUAUUGGCUGCAUUAUUUAUAAGGGUAAUAGUAACAAUCAUUUUGGAUUACGGAUCUGCUAUGAACUAUAAGGAAAAAUUAUUUUGUGCAGUAGCCAUGUCUACGAAAGCCACUGUUCAGGCUGCUUUGGCUCCAGUACUGAUCGGUUUGGUACUCGACACCAAAUCGGAUGAAUACGUUUAUGCAGAAAAAGUAAUGAUGAUCUGCAUACUGUCCAUCGUACUCACUGCUCCACCUAUGGCGAUAUUCGUGGAAGUUUUUGGUCCAAAACUGUUGAAGAAUGACACGAAUGAAGUAGUCAAAAGGGAUGAUUUGGGAAAUUCAGUCGAAAUCAGAGAUGUAUACAGACCAGGACAAACUGAUGUUAGUUGACACGAUUUAUAGUAGAUAGGUAUAGAAAAAAGUACUUAGAUUCUCGAAUACCUCGAUAUUUUGAUGUUUUAGUAACUAGGUGUAAGUACUUGUAGUACUUUAAGUGCACUUUUUGUUCAA
This is a messenger RNA of Sitophilus oryzae (rice weevil), 607 nucleotides long. Its product is annotated as sodium/hydrogen exchanger 9B1-like. Bases 95 to 487 code for a protein of 130 amino acids. The transcript is spliced from 3 exons. Lineage: Eukaryota; Metazoa; Arthropoda; Insecta; Coleoptera; Curculionidae. The record is from RefSeq and is a predicted model, not a curated record.